Messenger RNA from Hyaena hyaena (striped hyena), 945 nucleotides. Its product is annotated as olfactory receptor 9Q2-like. The coding region runs from base 1 to 945 and encodes 314 amino acids. Gene Ontology annotation, cellular component: membrane. The record is from RefSeq and is a predicted model, not a curated record. The transcript has a single exon. Gene Ontology annotation, biological process: G protein-coupled receptor signaling pathway; sensory perception of smell. Gene Ontology annotation, molecular function: odorant binding; olfactory receptor activity; G protein-coupled receptor activity. NCBI's taxonomy places the organism in Eukaryota, Metazoa, Chordata, Mammalia, Carnivora, Hyaenidae.
AUGGCCGGGAAGAAUGACACUGUAGUGACCGAGUUCUUCCUCACUGCGUUCCUAGAGCAUCCCGAGUGGGGGCUCCCUCUCUUCCUGGUGUUUCUGAGUUUCUAUCUACUCACUCUGCUGGGGAACGCGGGAAUGGUCAUCCUGAUCCGCGUGGAUGGCCGGCUCCACACCCCGAUGUACUUCUUCCUUGGCCACCUUUCCUUCGUGGACAUCUGCUACUCGUCUGUCACGGUCCCCCAGAUGCUGGCUGUGCUGCUGGAGCACGGGACAGCUCUGUCCUACACACGCUGUGCCGCUCAGUUCUUCCUCUUCACCUUCUUCGCUUCCAUCGACUGCUACCUCCUGGCAAUCAUGGCCUAUGACCGCUACGUGGCCGUGUGCCGGCCCCUGCUUUAUGUCACUAUCAUGACCGAGAAGGCCCGCUGGGGCUUACUGGCUACAGCUUCCGUGGCUGGGUUCUCCAGUGCCUUCGUUCGAACGGUCACAGCCUUCACCCUCUCCUUCUGUGGAAGCAAUGAGAUCGACUUUAUUUUCUGCGAUCUCCCUCCUCUGUUAAAGCUGACCUGUGGGGACAGCUACACCCAGGAGGUGGUGAUUAUUGUGUUUGCCAUUUUUGUCAUGCCUCUUUGUGUGCUGGUGAUCUUGGUGUCUUACCUGUUUAUCAUCAUAGCCAUCAUGAGGAUCCGCUCCGCCGGGGGCCGGGCCAAGACCUUCUCCACGUGUGCCUCCCACCUCACGGCUGUGUCGCUCUUUUUCGGCACCCUCAUCUUCAUGUACCUCCGAGGCAACUCGGGCCAGUCUUCGGAGGAGGACCGAGUUGUGUCAGUGCUCUACACAGUGGUGACCCCCAUGCUGAACCCCUUCAUCUAUAGCCUGAGGAAUAAGGAGGUAAAGGAGGCGGUUAUAAAAGCCCUGAGCAGGUCAAAGGCUUCUGGAAAGCCCUAG